AUGAAUAAAUCACGCAAGGAUUGGGCUACAAAGCUAGAUGAUGCACUAUGGGCUUACCGAACGGCAUUUAAGACACCCUUAGAAAUGUCGCCGUAUCAUUUAGUCUAUGGAAAAGUUUAUCACUUACCUAUAGAGAUUGAUUAUAAAGCUUAUUGGGCUAUUAAAGCAAUUAAUAUGGAUUUUAAUCUUGCAAGAGGAAGGAGUUUACUUGAGUUAAGUGAAUUGGAGGAACACCGGCUACAUGCUUAUGAAAAUGUCAAAAUUUAUAAAAAGAAGAUCAAAUAUUGGCAUGAUAAGCAUAUUAUCCCUAAACAAUUCCAGAUAGGGCAAGAAGUGCUUUUAUUCAACUCGCGCAUGAGGUUAUUUCCAGGAAAACUGAAGUCAAGAUGGUCGGGACCAUUUGAAGUUACUCAAGUAUAUCCUUAUGGAGCUGUUGAAGUGGCAAAUUCAAGAAAUGAAAGGUUUAAGGUCAAUGGACAAUGA
This is a messenger RNA of Coffea arabica (coffee), 483 nucleotides long. RefSeq lists its product as uncharacterized. The record is from RefSeq and is a predicted model, not a curated record. Gene Ontology annotation, molecular function: nucleic acid binding. NCBI's taxonomy places the organism in Eukaryota, Viridiplantae, Streptophyta, Magnoliopsida, Gentianales, Rubiaceae.